This is a messenger RNA of Syngnathoides biaculeatus (alligator pipefish), 1908 nucleotides long. It is a transcript of the gene s100a10b, whose product is annotated as S100 calcium binding protein A10b. Lineage: Eukaryota; Metazoa; Chordata; Actinopteri; Syngnathiformes; Syngnathidae. The coding region runs from base 497 to 793 and encodes 98 amino acids. The record is from RefSeq and is a predicted model, not a curated record. The transcript is spliced from 3 exons. Gene Ontology annotation, cellular component: cytoplasm. Gene Ontology annotation, molecular function: calcium ion binding.
AUGUCAAAUAUGCUUUUUAGCAGUUAAAAAAAAGUAAUUUGUUUUUUGUUGAACACGCCGGCUUAUUACGUUAUUGUAUUUUAUCGUGGGUCAUUAUGGUGACACUUGGGGGCUCGAGUAAGAGUUUUGAAUCCAGCCCCUGAUUUCACAGCAUGAGAAAUUUUCUUUUCAAAACUACGAUUACAGAGUGUAAUUUUGUCUUUGCGCCCCAGUAGGAAAAAGUCAGCUAUGUGGUUUGGAAUAUUCGAGAGAGGAGGGGCACAUCUUGGCAGUUGUGUUCAAAUGCGUGUGUGGAGACGUGAGCUCAUUAUUUGCUCUCUCUCCCUCCCUCCCACCACUUCUUUCUUCAUCUCUCUCCCGGCUCCUCUCGGGGCGUUGCCCGGCUCACUAUAUAUACAGUACUCGAAUAAACUCCUCGUGAACUCUUGGUUUUCUUUCAAACCCGUCCUGCACACUCAGCCUCCUCCUUAGUUCGCACCUACCUGCAUCUGCAGCCAUGACUGACUUGGAGAAAUGCAUGGAGAACCUCAUUGUCAUAUUCCAUCGCUAUGCCAAAGACGACGGCGAUGGGAAAACGCUGAGCAAAAAAGAACUCAAAAAACUGUUGGAGACUGAGUUACCCACAUUCCUUUCGACUCAAAAGAACCCCAAAACGGUGGACUGCAUCUUGCAGGACCUGGACCACAACAAAGACGACAAGUUGGACUUUGAAGAGUUUCUCCCCCUGGUCGCGGGCAUCUCUAUGGCCUGUGAGAAGUGUUACAUGCUGCGUCAGAAGAAGGGGAAACAAUAGAUGAAUCUUACACUUACUCGUAUGUUUUGGAGUGUCUGAAGUGUCCAGAAGGACAAGCAGAGCUUUGACUGAAUAUCACCUUGUCUGUCUGAUUAGCCCCACCACGAAACGCUGUUUUUGUAUUUUUAUUCUGCAUGAUGUGAACACAUGGAUUCAUUUUAGUCCAAAGACCCCACCCUGCUCUUACUGGCUCUGAAACUCAGCUGGCGGCCUAAGAAUUCUUUGGCACUACUAUCUUACUUUACUCACAUCUUUUUCUUCUAACGCAUAUGUACUGAAUCACAAAGCUAACAAAUACUGUAGGUCUAAAUAAGUCAUAAUUAUAACUUUCACGGCUGAAAUAAAAUAUUAGCCAGCUUGCAGAAUUGCUUCUCUGAUUUUUCUUGGGUCACAGUUGCAUGACCAUUUGUUGCUAUGCAGACUUUCAACAGGUCUUCCAAACAUGCAUGGAUUCUUGUUGGUUUAAAAAAAAUCAGAUCAGACCCUCGCACCUCGUUUUCAUGGCCAAUUCUCAAAGUAAUCUACUUCUGAUCACGUUACGCUCACAUUCAAUGGCGUGAGAGAAAAAAAAAUGCAAAAACAAUUUAGCACUGCCUGUUUGUAGAAAUCUAAGGUAUUGUUAUUAAGAUAUUUGUCCUGAUUGGCACUUAUUGGGAAAAUCCCCAUCCCCCCUUUGAAGCUUAAUCCUUAGAAAUCAAACCAAAAUGGCCAAUUUACUAUUCAAUUUCGGGCAUGGGUCCUGAAUAUUUUUUUGUGCAUCCUUUGAUGAUAUACAUGUCUACCCAAUUUUAUGUUGCUAAGUGAAACUUUUGAAACUUUCCAUGGGACUCUGUUGAAUGAGUUUUAAGGUUCACGUUUGAGACCCCCAGAACAGUAACUACCAACCAUUGUUCUGUGAGCGACCAUCACAUGUGCUGUGGCAAAGUAGUCUGAACAUUGUUUACAACAAAAAAUGUCUUUGUUCUUCUGUGCCAUUGACGUAUAGUGACAGGCAAAACAAUAAAUGCUCUUCCACGAGAUGCCAAUUAACGUGUAUCUGCUUUUUGUGCCAUGGGAGAUUUUUUUUUCUUCUGUAAAAAAUGUGGCUUGGCUCAAUAAAGGCUGUGAAACACUGA